AUGGCCGGCCCGAGAGCACGGUCAAGCAGCGUCCGCAGGGCUCGCGGCCUUUCGAUUGGAGAGGAUGGCAAGCCGGUGCCGCUCAAGCGUUGGGAUGGUGCCAGCAAAACGUGCAGGGACUGGGACGAGCUACGAAGAGAUCCCGAGAUUUGGGAGCGCAACGGCAACUGCCUCGUCCACCUUUAUGCCAAGGGUGAUUCGAAGCGCGGGCCGUCUUUCAAGCUGCCCUUUGCGGCUCUGCUGUUAGCCGGCUGCCUUCCGCUCCUCGAGAGAUUCCUGGUACUGGAGGGUCUUGCGUCUAGGACGGCAGAGGAGAUUGAGAGGUGGGAUCAGCUGCAUCCUAGGUCGACGGCUGAGCUGUAUAUUCCGGCCCCCCUCCAUGCCACCGAAAAGCAGGCACAGCGCUAUCAUCUGUCUUUCCGAAAUCUCUUUGCGUGGGUUCUAGGGAGGCCAAUCGUCGGCGAGAAUCUGGGAAGCGCACUCGUCACACUCUUCCAAUCCAUGCGCGAGUUCAGAUCCUCUCCGGAAAGCAAUGUGGAUGAUUUGCUCAAGUAUAUGCGCCACGCGCACUACCUCAACAUGGCCGAAAUGCCUGUCCACGCCACCGCGGCCCUUUACCUGGCAGAAACAUUUCAGCUGAAUGAUUUGUAUAGACAGGCCUUUGCUCAUUGCGUUGGCAUGCAUGACCGCCUGUUUUCCACUUCAGAGUACCAGCUUAUCAGCGCGGUAUCGCGAACACUCGUCCGCAGGGCACGCUUGGAAAUGAACGCAAUGUUGCAGCAGACAUCCAAUAGACUGAGGAGCUUCCUCGACGAAGAAUUAUCGGAAACGAAUCUAGGAAUUCCAGCCGGGACCCGCGCCCACCUCGACAGGUUCCGAAGCUUUCUGCUGUCUUUUUACUCAGCCAAGUUCGGCUACUAUCCUCCCAAGUCAUAUAGCGCAGAUGUACUCAGCAUAAUGGCGGAGGAUUUUGAUGCCCUAUACGAGCUUCUCGUGGAUAACAGCUACACCGCAUCGGACAUGAUACCAUCAACGGCGGUCGGCGGCAUCUGUACUGAGCAGCUAGUCCAGACAUUCAACGAGAACAACAACUUCGAACCCUUGCCGCAUCCGCUACCUCAGCUGCCUCAGCUCGAGGCUCCUAGUGAUGGGCUCCGCCGCCUCGCAAAGUUUCCAUUUGUUGAAAAGGUCGUCCCCGGACAGCGGUUGGUAACGAUUACGGCUCUAGUCACGGCAUCCAACUGGACAGAAAGGUGUUUCAAGAACAACCUCGUACAGGCAUACCGCAGAUUUGAAGAGGAUGCCAUUCUUUCCCCCAGCAAGGUCGACAAGAACGAGAAGAUUUCUCUGCUCGAGGCUCGCAAGGUGCGAUGGAUCCUGGUUUAUGCAGUCCACCAAGUUCUGCGCAGUGCAACACGAAAACCGGCAGAGGUGCGGGGCGAGGAGACGUCUUACCACCUCACGGUCUCGAUGAAUGGCACCCCUCCGUGGUCAUCAGCAUCUCACGAGACGAAGAAGCCCCUGCGGAUCCAAACAGACAUUGUGGCCGAUGACGGCCUCGUGACCAGGCGGGCCAUCAAGAUACAGGAAACUCCAGUGGAAAGGCUAGAGAUCAAGCCUGACAUUGACUACUUCGCAUUGACGCACAGCAAGAGCCGCAAUCCAUCCAUGUCGACUCUGUCGGACAGCUCGUCUCCUGCGACUCUUUCUCGGUCAAGCUCUCUUUCCAACUGCCUGAGGCGCAAUUCAACCAUCCGCAGGUCGCUGAGGAAAUUCAGGAGGAGCUCCAUGUCGGCAUCGCAGCCGUCGACGCCGCCGGCGCCGGCGAAACCAUUGUACCACGAGAUUGUCGUACAAGGCUAUGGAAACGGGACACAAGCAGUCACGGUAGAGCCGGAGGAUGAGGGGCUGAUGAUGAAGGGCGCACUGGCGGGCCGGAGCGAUUCGACGGCGUCGUCUCAAUCGAACUCGAGCUCGAGCACCACUGCCUCGUCAGUGCCCGAGAGCAUGAGCAGCACGAUUGACACGCUUUCCACGAGCGCGCUGUCCAGUCCCACGACGCCCACGACGGAUGCCGCUCUGGAGCUGGAGACGAUGCUCGCCCGCUGGGGCCCACAAGACAAGGCGCCGGUAAGACUGGAUCUGCCGCGUUCGGCAUCAGCCAGCGCCAUUUCCGGCAAACUGGGGAGCUUAGCGGCGGGGCUCCACAGCCACGCCGGAGCGGUUGAUAGGAAAGAAGACGUCAAGAGAAAACGAAGAAGUCUUGAGCCCGCGCGGUCGGCGCCGGCGCCAGCCGCUCUGCAGCGACGCUACACGAUGCUUGGAGACCUUCGACGGAAGAAUUUUGGGUUUGAAGCCAAGAACAUCUCGGUCCGGAUCCGUGAAAACAGCAUCAGCGAGGAAACGUGGACUCCCAGCCGGAGGGAUUCCGAUGAUUGGUCCAUCAUGCUAGCCUUUAUGGAUGGGACUGAGACAGAGGCUCAAGCUAAUACGAACGACGCCUGGGCACAAUAUUCUGAUUUAGGAGGACUCACUGAUAUGAGUUAG
Molecule: messenger RNA, 2547 nt
Organism: Trichoderma aggressivum f. europaeum
Lineage: Eukaryota; Fungi; Ascomycota; Sordariomycetes; Hypocreales; Hypocreaceae
Exons: 3
Coding region: 1-2547 (848 amino acids)
Source: RefSeq, a predicted model, not a curated record